UACCAGCUCCUAACUGUCAUGUCACAAGCGGUGUUUGAAAAAUGACAGGAGCUGGUUGGCUGGUACUUUAUCUCCAAUCAUUUUAUCUCAAUCCAAGGCUUAGUAAAUAGACCCCCUUAAUCAGUUACAUAUGCGUUUGGGCACUAAUAACGCGAUGGGCACCCGAUCAGAGCAACAGUUUAAUUACUCUGAUGGACACCCAUUACUCUGUCACAACAGGGUCUAUUUUAUAAUAUAGAUAUACCAGUCUUGGGUGUGCUGUCUCGCUCUGAUAUAUGGUUGAACGCAGUUGGCUUUAGGCGUGCGUAUAUCAGAGUGCUACCGCACACCGCAGUUUGGUAUAUCAGUGCUUGACAAGUUUUUCUAAGAUGUAGGUGCCCCUUCCCCGCAGCCACAUUUCUGAGCAGCUUCCCCUCAUCCACCUGGCAAACCAACCCCCAUGGCUGAAUUGAACACAACAACUCAUAUUUGCCUACUUUUCAAAAAGCAAUUCAGGGGGAUUGUGACAGUAACACCUAUCAGUGUGGACAUGUACUGCUACAUCUGAGAGGGGUGUCAUGAAAAUGACUUACAGCCGAAUGUAAAUGAGCCCCAAAGUUGUGAACAUGAAGUUGAUCCAGUCAAUAUUAAAGGGCCUUCCUAUACCAGUUUUGUGCCACACAACCGCUGCAACAUUUGUCAGUUUUUCAAAACAAGGCCAGAUCCUGCAAUCAGUUUCCAAUAAUGUCUAUGACAAUCUGGCUGUUGAAGAUUGGAUCCAUGAUCAUAUGAAUUUAGAGGAAAGGAAUGUUCUCUUUCUGUGGAGGAAUUCUCCAGCUGUGGUUAUUGGUCGACAUCAGAAUCCAUGGAAAGAAUGUAAUCUGCUUUUGAUGAGAGAGAAAGGGAUUGGAUUGGCAAGGAGGCGGAGUGGUGGUGGGACAGUGUAUCAUGAUCUUGGCAAUAUUAACCUAACUUUUUUAACAUCAAAGAAAAAGUAUGAUCGAGUGGAAAAUUUAAACUUGAUUAUUAGAGCUCUUAAAACAUUGCAACCUUCUUUGGAUAUACAAGCAACACAGAGAUAUGAUCUACUGCUUGAUGGGAAAUACAAAAUAUCAGGGACGGCAGCAAAGCUUGGAAGGACUGUUGCUUACCAUCAUUGUACACUGCUAUGUAAUGCAGACAGUUCUUUGUUGCCACUAGUGCUACAAAGCCCUUAUGAUGGUAUACAGAGCAAUGCCACACCUAGUGUACCUUCAUUGGUAAGGAACCUCUCACAAGCUGACUCAGGAUUAACAUGUGAAGCUGUAAUGGAUGCUGUUGCAAAAGAAUACAGUUUACAGUAUGAUGAUAAACCAUGUGUCCACAUAGUUGACCCAAGUGAUGAGACCAUCUUUCCUGGGAUAUCUCAGAAGAAAAUGCAGCUGUGCACUUGGGAGUGGAUUUAUGGGAAAACACCGAAAUUUGAGGUUGUGAAGUCCUUUCAGAUUUUAUAUAAGGAUUCUGUAGUAGGUGUUCAUUUAAGUAUAAGUAUAAAAAAUGGUUUUAUACAGAGUUGCUCUAUUGUGCUGCCUAGUCACUGGCUUCCCGAACAGCUGAUCAACGAGCUGCAGAAUAGCUUGGUGGGCAGUAAAUUUUGUCCGCAUGAAACCGUUUUCUUAGUAAGUGCGUUGCUUAGAACCUUUCCACAAGAUCAUGAAGUUCAGACAAAGUGGAACAUGUUAUGUGACAAGUUGGUGUCAAUAAUGUGAUAUAGUUAUGGGACCAUUAUUCAUGAAAUAUAUAUUUUUUACCAUGUACCCAAAUGGAAUGAAGUGUUUUAAGAAGAAAGGUCUGUGUUGUGUUUCCGAUUGCAGUUCAUUGUACAGCUUAUUCAUUAUUCAGGUCGAAAACAAAUAUUAGGCAAUAAGUCAUAUAGAUUACAUUUACAGUGAAAUAUAUAAUAAAAAUGCAGUGAUGAUUGUUAAAUAACAAUUGUAAUGUCAGUGGAGAAAAGUGGUAGCUGAGGAGGUGCGGGAUCCCUUCUAUCUGUACUGCCUACACCCUUUAUGAAAUCUGGUCUGCAGCAUAGGCUGAAGCAUGUAGGCUAUGGCUGCAUCAUAACUCCUAUAUUUCUGACCAAUGUAAAGUCCAGUGCCUUGAGCAGGUUUGACAAACAUGUUUAGCAGGGGUUGGGGAUGGAAUCCCGGGCGUGAGAAUGCCGGCAGCGUGGCGAGCGCUAGAAAGUCCUUUGCGGGCUCGCUGCGCUCGCCACAGGUUCUAUUCCCACUCUAUGGGUGUCGUGGACACCCACGAGUGGGAAUAGCCCUGGCGCAGCUGUCGGCGGUCGGGAUUCUGGUGUCAGUAUUCUGACCGCCGGGAUCCCGACCACCGGGAUAUUAGCUACAACCCGUUUUGCAGUUUGAGCUUACCUUGUGGAUCUGAGGGGACGUGGAUCACAGGGGAUGGACAACCUCUAAACAUUAGUUCAUUUUAAAAUACAUUGUCUUAAAAAAACACUAAACCUAAAAUACAAGAUACCUUAAACUAAGAGAUGCUCAUAUAAUUAACAA
Molecule: messenger RNA, 2528 nt
Organism: Pseudophryne corroboree (corroboree frog)
Lineage: Eukaryota; Metazoa; Chordata; Amphibia; Anura; Myobatrachidae
Gene: LIPT1
Product: lipoyltransferase 1
Exons: 2
Coding region: 585-1727 (380 amino acids)
Biological process (GO): protein lipoylation
Cellular component (GO): cytoplasm; mitochondrion
Molecular function (GO): lipoyltransferase activity
Source: RefSeq, a predicted model, not a curated record